AUGAGCCGUGCCCGAGGUCCGUCCAGCCUUCUCGGCCUUCCCUGGGCGCCGGGCGCCCCCGGGCCACCGGCGGUGCUGCCGAAGGCGCAGAUGAUUUCCCGCGCCACCAAUGCUGCCCAUUCGUCCCGGCGGCUGCCGAGCCGCUGGUCGGUGCGCAAUCAACCUCCGCUUCCGCCCUGUCGCGCUUCCGGCCAUCCCUGCCUGCGCCCUCGCUGUGGCACGGCCGCCGCUGCCCCGAGACGUCUUCGUUCCGAUCGCCGGCUGCGCCAGCGGCACCGGGAGCGUCAGAUCGCGCCCGCCACGGCCUCGCGCAUCCCGCGCUCGACGAUCUGCGACCAGGCGAACAUCAUGAUCGCGAGAGACCGCACCUCCGCCCGGCAGCUCCGGGUCCGAGUCCAUGAAGAGCGCAGCGCGUCUGCCGUCGAUUGGCGCCGGUGGUUUCGCCGCGAGCAAACUUCGACAAUCAGGUCAGCUCGCAGCUUUCUCGGGUCGCCUUCCUGUGCCUAUAUUCGAACGCCGCCUGCGCAGCUUCGGCACAGCCUCCCCCAGCUUCCCCGCAGCACUGGAACCACCCAACAGUACUGUUGCCACUUACUGUACUGUACUGUACUGUACACUUACUGUACUGUACAGUAUGUUGCCACUUUCUUUGAUUUUCAGGCUUUCGCCCUCCGCAUGUCGCCUCUAACUACUGGCACAACGGGCCGACGGCUGCCUUUUUCUCUUUUUCCAAAGGUUUUUCCAGGCUUUUCUCUUUUUCCACAUGUUUUUCCGGGCUUUUUCUCUUUUUUCCCAGGUUUUUCCAGGCCUUUUCUCUUUUUGACAUGGUUUGUCGGGUGUCUGGGCAUUGAGAGGGGCACCAGCAUGGCGAGGCCCCCGAGCAACGCGCCGCCGGCGGACGCGGCGCAGCGACGGCGCGCCCCCCCUGUCGCCGUCUACGCCGAUCACCUGCCCCCAUUCGACUCAGCCUUCUACGACCAUGCGCGGCGGGACACGACACUGCUGGCCGAGAUCCACGUCCCGCCCCGGGACGCCACCGCCUUCCACGUCCCCAUGGGCCACUUCUUCCGCAUCGUCUGCACGCAGGGGCCCCAGGUGGGCGACCUCAACCUGUGGAAUGCGGCCGACCUGUCGGAGCGGUUCUACAGCGGCAAGACGCGCGCGCUGCACGCCACCCACGUGACCGCCGGCGACCGCCUGUGGAGCAGCCUGCCCGCCCUGCGGCCUAUGGCUACCAUCACCCGCGACUCCCUGGACUGGUACGGCUGGGACGACGACGGCGCCGGCGUGCACGAUGUCGUGGGCACGCGCUGCGACCCCUACACCAAGUUCCUGCUCGACGGCGUGGAUUACCACCGGUGCUGCCAUUCCAAUCUCACCCGUGCGCUCGCCAAGCACCUGGGCAUCCCAGCCGCCCAGGCCGAGCCCCGCAUCCACGACGUGCUGAACGUGUUCAUGUGCACCGGCUUCAGCCGGGACGCCCACCGGUACUUCAUGAAGGCCAGCCCCGCGCGCGCUGGCGACUUCAUCGAAUUCUUCGCGGAGAUCGACCUGAUCGCCGCGCUGUCGGCGUGCGCGGGGGGCGACUGCGGCGCGGGACACUCCGACGACGGCGCGCGGUGCUACCCGCUCCGGGUGGAGGUCCACCAGCCGCGGGAAGGCGCGCUGGAUGGCUGGCGGCCGCCCCCGCUCAACGGCUACGGCGGGGGUCACGGCGCGACAUGA
Ostreobium quekettii is the source of this 1725-nucleotide messenger RNA. The record is from the annotation of a GenBank genome assembly. Lineage: Eukaryota; Viridiplantae; Chlorophyta; Ulvophyceae; Bryopsidales; Ostreobiaceae.